Oryza brachyantha (malo sina) is the source of this 1656-nucleotide messenger RNA. RefSeq names its product probable apyrase 3. The record is from RefSeq and is a predicted model, not a curated record. The transcript is spliced from 8 exons. Lineage: Eukaryota; Viridiplantae; Streptophyta; Magnoliopsida; Poales; Poaceae. Gene Ontology annotation, molecular function: nucleoside diphosphate phosphatase activity. Gene Ontology annotation, biological process: nucleoside diphosphate catabolic process. Gene Ontology annotation, cellular component: membrane. Bases 119 to 1522 code for a protein of 467 amino acids.
CGAUCUCCGCACUCACCACUGUGGGAGUAAAAGUAGUUCGAAGCGCUGAGCUCGAUCCGGCGUCCUUUCGUCGACCGACCGGCGGCUAGAGCGAGCGAGCUAGCUAGCUGCGGCGGCGAUGGCGCGCUCCGCCGUGUUGCGCGUCCUCCUCCUCGUCGCCCUCGCCGUGUCGUCGUGCGCCGACCCGGUGGUGCUCGGCCGGAAGGGCGGGCUGGUUAGUGGCGGUGCUGCUGACGAUGCCAGCUCGGAGGACGAGGACCUGCAGCAGCUGGCGCCGGAGACAGCGGCGGCGAAGGACAAAUACGCCGUCAUCUUCGACGCCGGCAGCACCGGGAGCCGGGUGCACGUCUUCAGGUUCGACGAGCAGAUGGACCUCGUCAAGAUCGGCGACGAAAUCGAGUUGUUCGCCAAGGUGAAGCCUGGCUUGAGCUCAUAUGCUGGUAAACCAGAGGAGGCAGCAAACUCCAUUGCUCCUCUGCUAGAGAAGGCUGAAAGUGUCGUCCCCAAGCGGCUUCAGAAAAGAACUCCCCUUAAGCUUGGGGCCACAGCUGGUCUAAGACUGAUUGGAGAUGAAAAGGCAGAGGAGAUUCUUCAAGCGGUUCGGGAUCUUGUCCACAGCAAGAGCAAAUUCCACUACAAGCCAGAAUGGAUCAGUGUCCUUGGUGGCUCUCAAGAAGGAUCCAACCUCUGGGUUGCUUUGAACUAUCUUUUGGGGAGGUUAGGCGGGGAUUACUCGAAAACAGUAGGAGUGAUCGACCUAGGAGGUGGUUCGGUUCAAAUGGCCUACGCCAUUUCUGCUGAUGCUGCUGCAAACGCUCCUCCUGUUCCUGUGGGCAAGGAUCCUUAUGUUACAAAGGAGUACCUCAGGGGAAAGGAUUACAAUCUUUAUGUUCACAGUUACUUGCUUUAUGGGCUCCAAGCUUCUCGCGUGGAGAUUCUCAAGAUCAAGAAUGGACCAUUCAGCUAUUGCAUGCUUCGUGGAUUCAAUGGCACAUACAAAUACAACGGCGAGGAGUACGCGGCGGCGGCGUCGCCGGAGGGGGCGGACUACGGCAAGUGCGGCGAGGAGGCGGCCGCCGCGCUGGGGCUGGACGCGCCGUGCGGGGCCGGCAGGGACUGCAGCUUCAACGGCGUGUGGAACGGCGGCGGCGGCGCCGGCCUGGCCGAGCUCUACGUGGCGUCCUACUUCUACGACCGGGCGGAGCACGUCGGGAUCGUCGCCGAGGGCGCGCCGAGCGCCGUGGUCACCCCGGCGGCGUACGCCGAGGCGGCGGAGAAGGCCUGCUCGCUGAGCUCCGGCGAGGCCGCGGCCGCGUACCCGACGGCGUUCGACGUGCAGUUCCUCUGCAUGGACCUGACGUACCAGUACACUUUGCUCGUCAAGGGCUUCGGUCUGCAGCCAACCAGGGAGAUGACGCUUGUGAAGCAGGUGAAGUAUGGGGAUUACUAUGUGGAGUCAGCGUGGCCGCUGGGAACUGCUAUCGAAGCCUUGUCGUCGCAGACGAGUCAUCAGUCCGCUUGAGUCCCCACGCCACCAGUGCGUGGACCGCUUGUGUGAGAUAUAUUUUCCCUGAUUUGUGUACCAGGCGCACACAGCUAUGCAAUAAAUCAAUAAAAUGUUAUUUCAUGGCAAAAAUAUAUACCGCAUCAGUUUCA